Molecule: messenger RNA, 6566 nt
Organism: Pelodiscus sinensis (Chinese soft-shelled turtle)
Lineage: Eukaryota; Metazoa; Chordata; Testudines; Trionychidae
Source: RefSeq, a predicted model, not a curated record
GAGAAACCAAAGAAGCACACAGAAUCAAAUAGUACGUACUGAUUCAGCAGAACUGGCUGACUGUGCAGCAGUCAUCAUGAGUAGGCACAGGGUAAUCAGUUUCUUAACGUAUGUAUAAGAUAAAAAGGUUCAGACAAGGAACUGGGUGGUAUUUUUCUGACAAAUGGAGAACUAUUUCCAAGCAGAGGCAUAUAACCUUGAUAAGGUUUUAGAUGAAUUUGAACAAAAUGAAGAUGAUGCUGUUUCACCUCCGUUAUUGGAUGUAAAGUGGAAUCAGGUUCUAGAUCCCCCUUCUCAUCGGCUGUCAUGUAAUCCAGCUCUUUCCAGUGUGAAUGAAGCUUCAGUUCCUAAUGAGUGUCAACAGAGAUUAAAAUCUUUCUCCCUGGCUCAUUCAACCACCACCUCACCAGGAGGAGAGGGGGAUUGUUGUGCUAAUGGAAUGGAUCUUAGUAUAAAUCCAGAGACGCCAACUGUGUGGAUUGAUGAUCAGGCAACAGCAGAUGAUCAUUUAAUGAAGAGAAAUAGUAAUCAGGAUGAUCAGUGUAAUACUAUGGAAACAGGAGAAAAGAAAUGUGGAAAUACAGCCUGCUUGCCAGAUGAGAAAAAUGUUCUUGUAGUGGCAGUCAUGCAUAACUGCGACAGAAGGACUCUACAAAGUGGCAAUUUGCCAGAUUGUAAAAAUUACAGCACUCAGUCCUUAAUGGACUCUAUUAACUUUACACUGGAUAAUGAAAACCGACAGAAUGAUCAGUUUGGUGUUACUGUAAAUGGAUCCACUGAAAAAGAUACAGAUACAGAAAAGCAAGGAGUACAGUUAAAUCGACUGUAUGCUGAGGCUGACUCUGUUAGCCAUUUGAUUAAUACUUCAGCUGAUAGUUUGACCAAUGCAUGCACCCCCCCACGAUUAAAGGAUGAUUUUAAUAUGAAUAGAGACUGUCUGUUCUCAGAGUCUACAAUUGCAGGGAUUAAUGCAGUGACCUUAUUGCAGAGACCAGUUGAUGGCACUCUUAAAACACAAGAGAGUUGUGCAUCAAUUGAGGAUUUUACUAACAAAGCAAUUACUCAAAGAAAAGACCUGGAAGCUAAAAAUUCUUCUCUUGGUUCAAGUAGUGGAAGCUUGUUAGAGGAAGCUGUAGAGAAGCAAACAUCUCAACUGUAUCCAUCUGGGUUACCGGUGCUCUCUGAAAUGUGUCAACCAAAUAUACCUGAAAGUGGCAAUUACAGUGAAUGCUUUGCAGAACGUCUUGCUUCUGAUAAUGUUAGUGCUGUGGAAGGCGAAGUAGGUGAAUGUGACAAAAUUCUCAGCACAAUUGAAUUGUUCAGCGUGGCAGAGUGUUUCCCUGAAUCUCAGGAGAUGACUAAUUGGGAAUUGACUAAACUGAAUGAGAUGAAUAAUAAGCAAAAUCAUGGAGAAAGUGAAAGACUUUUGCAGAUGAAAGAGCCUGAGAAGGCUUGCAAUAGUAGAAAAGGUGAAGAUGGGAUGAUGGAGGCAAGCAUGGACAUCAAGGGGACUAGCAUAGAUGAGCUUGAAGGAUCCAGUCUCUCUGAUGUUAUGGGUACAUCUGUAGCAAACUCUCUGUCUAAUGGUUGUGAUUCCUAUGGAAUGCAGAACCCAAUUGUUGCUCAUAUUCCAAAGACUUUACCCUCUAAAGAAGACUCAGUGACAGAGGAAAAGGAGAUAGAGGAAAGCAAGUCAGAAUGUUACACUAGUGUUUAUGAACAAAGAGGAAAUGAGGCUGCUGAUGGGAGUGGUCUUAUUUUAAAUAGCACUGGUGACCAAAUGAAGAAAAAUUAUUUACAUAAUAUCUGCAGUCAGGUACCAGCUGUGCAAGGGCAAACAUCACCAAAACCGGUAACUAAUCUGCUACCUAUCAGUGCUCCAUUUGGUGGUGCAAGACCCAAACAACCUACAAAUCUUAAACUGCAAAUUCCAAAGCCAUUAUCGGACCAUUUACAAAAUGACCUUGUUCCCCCAAACUGUGGAGGUAAUACUAAAAAUAAAAAUGAUAUCUUCGGUAAGGCAAAAAUAGGGGAAACCUUGGCAACAGAUAUGUUUCCUGAUGAGACUUCAUUAAAUGCCUCUAUUACUGAUACUACUGGGGAACAUUUAGAAGAGUAUGAGUCUGGGGUGUCUAGUAGUCCGUGCCUUGCAGUAGCUCCAGAUAGUCCAGAUAAUGAUCUCAGAGCUGGUCAGUUUGGAGCUCCCACCAGAAAGCCAUUUACUACUUUAGGUGAGGUGGCUCCAGUUUGGGUUCCAGAUUCUCAAGCACCAAACUGCAUGAAGUGUGAGGCCAGAUUUACAUUCACCAAAAGGAGGCAUCAUUGCAGAGCUUGUGGGAAGGUUUUCUGUGCAGCAUGUUGCAGUCUGAAAUGCAAGUUGCUGUACAUGGACAGAAAAGAAGCCAGAGUGUGUGUAAUCUGCCAUUCAGUACUAAUGAAUGCUCAAGCCUGGGAGAACAUGAUGAGUGCCUCAAGCCAGAGUCCUAACCCUUCUCCUUUCCCUCCCUUGCAGCAAGCUCAGGCCUCAGGAGCCCUGAGCUCUCCACCUCCCACUGUGAUGGUACCUGUGGGAGUUUUAAAGCACCCUGGAGCAGAAAUGGUUCAACCCAGAGAGCAAAGACGGGUUUGGUUUGCUGAUGGGAUAUUACCUAAUGGAGAAGUUGCUGAUGCAGCAAAACUGACAGUGGCUGGGACAACUCCUACAGGAACCCUAGCAGUGUCGCAUGAUCCAACCAAACCUGUGACCAACAGCACUUUAGCAGUAGAGACUGAUAACACUUCUGGAUUCUCGGGAAGCAUAACUCAGGUUGGCAGUCCAGUUGGCAGUGCGAUAAACCUGAUCCCUGAAGAUGGUCUUCCUCCCAUUCUGAUCUCCACUGGAGUAAAAGGAGACUAUGCUGUAGAAGAAAGACCUUCCCAGAUCUCUGUGAUGCAGCAGCUGGAAGAUGGCAGCCCUGACCCUCUUGUGUUUGUUUUAAAUGCAAAUUUACUGUCCAUGGUUAAAAUUGUGAAUUAUGUGAACAGGAAGUGCUGGUGUUUCACUACAAAGGGAAUGCAUGCAGUGGGGCAGUCAGAAAUAGUGAUUCUCCUGCAGUGUUUGCCUGAUGAGAAGUGUUUGCCAAAGGACAUCUUUAAUCAUUUUGUGCAACUUUAUCGUGACGCGUUGGCAGGUAAUGUCGUGGGCAGCUUGGGACACUCCUUUUUCAGCCAAAGCUUUCUGGGCAGUAAGGAGCAUGGUGGAUUCUUAUAUGUGACCUCUACAUAUCAGUCGCUGCAGGACCUGGUGCUCCCAACUCCACCCUACUUGUUUGGGAUUCUCCUUCAGAAAUGGGAGACUCCCUGGGCUAAAGUGUUCCCCAUCCGACUGAUGCUGAGACUUGGAGCUGAAUACAGACUUUAUCCAUGCCCACUUUUCAGCGUCAGAUUUCGUAAACCAUUGUUUGGGGAGACUGGACACACAAUUAUGAAUCUUCUUGCAGAUUUCAGAAAUUACCAGUAUACUUUGCCGGUGGUCCAAGGUUUAGUGGUAGACAUGGAAGUGAGAAAAACCAGCAUCAAAAUCCCCAGCAACAGAUAUAAUGAGAUGAUGAAAGCCAUGAACAAGUCUAAUGAACAUGUUCUAGCCGGCGGAGCAUGCUUCAAUGAGAAAGCAGACUCCCACCUAGUGUGUGUCCAGAAUGACGAUGGGAACUAUCAGACGCAGGCCAUCAGUAUUCAUAAUCAGCCAAGAAAGGUGACUGGUGCCAGCUUCUUUGUGUUCAGUGGAGCUUUAAAAUCCUCUUCUGGCUAUCUUGCUAAGUCUAGUAUUGUUGAAGAUGGUGUAAUGGUCCAGAUAACUGCUGAGAAUAUGGACUCCUUGAGGCAGGCUCUGAGAGAGAUGAAAGACUUCACUAUUACUUGUGGCAAAGUAGAUGCUGAAGAACCUCAGGAACAUGUUCAUAUUCAGUGGGUGGAAGAUGACAAAAAUGUUAACAAGGGUGUUGUAAGCCCCAUUGAUGGCAAAUCCAUGGAGUCUAUAACCAGUGUGAAGAUAUUUCAUGGCUCGGAGUAUAAAGCAAAUGGAAAGGUGAUUAGGUGGACAGAGGUGUUUUUUCUGGAGAAUGAUGACCAACAUAAUGGUCUAAGUGACCCAGCAGAUCAUAGCAGACUGACUGAGAAUGUGGCCAAGGCUUUCUGUUUAGCUCUCUGUCCUCACCUUAAGUUAUUGAAGGAAGAUGGAAUGACUAAACUUGGUUUGCGUGUUACACUUGACUCGGAUCAAGUUGGCUAUCAAGCUGGGAGUAAUGGACAGCCACUGCCCUCUCAAUACAUGAAUGACCUGGACAGUGCCUUAGUUCCAGUGAUUCAUGGAGGAGCAUGUCAGUUGAGUGAGGGGCCAGUCAUAAUGGAGCUCAUCUUUUAUAUUCUGGAAAACAUCUCAUAAGGACUUCAUUUUUUGUUCAGACCUGUUCCAGCAGCAGUUGUAUCUGAAUCAUUUGCACUUUAAAACUGGAAGAUUAAGCUUUUUGUUAACACUAUGGGGAGAGGGGGGGAGUUGUUCCAUAAUUCUAAAUCUUCUAUGCAUUGUCAACAAACAGAGGAUCAGGGCAGCUUCUAUACUACAAAAUGUCUAUGCUAUCCUUGCAGCUAAUACACUUCUGUUACUGUUUAGAAAAAUAAUGCUCAUGUUUAAAGACUUAAUUACAGUCAUGUACUCUAAAUGCUCAAACGGGUGCAAAGAUCACUGGGGCGUAAAUAAAAGAUGAAAUGUCAAAUUUGUACUGUUUGUAGAUGGACAUAUAAGAAACAAUCAAGACCUCCAUUCUGACCUCAUCCUAAUGCCGUUUGUGGUUAUUCUGUAGACAUUAAAAAGUAAUGUUUACAUUAUUUUAACCAGAUUAUUGGUUGAAGUACAUCAGAGAUACUUGGAUAUGCCUAGAGACAUGCAUGGGAAAGUUACCUAGCCAAAAAAUAUAGCAUAUGAUUGAAAGAAAGGGCAUCCCUCUGUCGGUGGUAUAUAAUUUAAACUUGCAGUUCUGUAUGUAUAUUAGGCUAAUAUAUGUAUUUUCCCUACUUGUUACAAAACUUGUCACCUCAGAUUUCUAUAACCUAGAAAUACUUUGCCAUUCUGUAUUUUGUUUACAUUUCUGUAUGAAUGUCACAGGUAUGCACCUGUCAAAGGUAAAAGAAAAGUUAGCUCUAAAGUACAGUUAUGGUAUUUCUGUUCCCCCAGUAGGUCCUGCUUUUUAAAGAGACGUAACACCCAGGGCACUUUUGUAAGUCUCCUCAUUGCUGUAGACUGUAGUGUAACACUAGUAUCACAUAAUGCAACUUGCACUUAACUUUUCAUAUUAGCAGCACCAUGUAAAGCUUGCACCCAUGACAAAAAGCACAAAGUGGCUGUUUGUUGCAUGUUGUGCUACACAAGGCUUUGGUUCAGAAAACUUGCACUUGGCCUCACCUACAAAGGGCAAUUGAGGGGAGCAGCUGCUCAACUCCUGCUGUACAGCAUUAGGAAAAGGCGGAACAGCCAGAAAGAAUGGCUGUUAAUUAAAUUUCCAUCCCUAGAAAAUGGCUAGCAACUGGGAAGAGCAAUGAGCUACUUAACUGUUACAACCCACUCUAGGGAGGUAACAGGAAGGGCCAACAAAACACCAGUAGAGGAAAGCAUCAGCUGGGAGAAGGGAAACACCUAUAGUGGUAGCAAUGUAUUUUAAAAAAGCAUAUCCUAGCUGUCCAGGCACUGAAUGCAAUUGAGUGAUUGGCUAGUGCUAUUUUAAAAACAGUAAAAUCACCCACGUGCAGUCUAGAAAAUUCCAGCUGUCACCUCAACACAUGUUUGGAAGAACUAGGUUCAACUGAAUUAGUAAAAAAAAUAAAAGGGGGGAGAGCCGUAGUCUCACUUUUUGUUUGCAUUUAUAUUAAAAUGAACCUUACCUCUGUCAUUUAGUAAUAGGUGGUAUGUGCUACUCCUAAAAUGUUUCUGGCUGAUCAGUUUAAGUUCCUACACAGAAAUCCAAGAAGCAUUUUCAUUUGUUUUGCUAUAAAAAAAAUUAAGUUUGACUUGAGUUGCUUUUAAAUUCCCUACAACAUAUUUUGUUUUUGCACACUCUUGAGUAUUGAUAUACAUGUCUACAGAGUGUAAGUUAGACUGUCUGAAAGCUCUUGAUUGACAACUAAAAAAAUCCUACUGCUGGAAACUAUUCUAGCUUUGCUGUAGCAGAAGCUUUUCAGUUACUUUAGUUCCAUUAAGUUAUGCUUACUGAGGCUAAAAAACCCAAUCUUCUCUUCCUUACCCCUAAGAGUCACUUAGGUUUGGGUUAUGGUUAUGCAAAUCACUGUUGACUGGUGACUGAAUUGUUUGCUUCAAUUAUAGCCUUUUAAAUGACCUUAAAAUUACCAUAUUCAGAAAAUGAGAACUUGUUUUAGAAAAAAAUUGUACUUUUAAAAUUCAGUUAGUUAACACUGCAAAAAACUGCAUAUUAUAUUUUUAUUUUCAACAUGUAGUUUUGUAUAUUAAAUUUAUUGAAAUUAAACUAAAUACUGUAUUGUUUUCAACCCUUCAGUAAGCAGAAGUGCUACCUUAA